Chiloscyllium plagiosum (whitespotted bambooshark) is the source of this 6205-nucleotide messenger RNA. The record is from RefSeq and is a predicted model, not a curated record. NCBI's taxonomy places the organism in Eukaryota, Metazoa, Chordata, Chondrichthyes, Orectolobiformes, Hemiscylliidae.
CGCACGAAGGUAGUUUUAAUUGAAAAGAAGCGGCUGCCCCAGUGUCCCCAUUAUGGGGGUGACUUUAACGCUCUGAGGAUUCAAUCCGUUAUAAUUGAGAGACAGUAGUAUCCCUCCCAGCCCGCCGUCUGUCUGGGGGAAGCGGCCGGCGAGUGUGGGCCCUGAGUGUAAGGCCCAGGCCCUCGGCGGGAGCGGGCACAACCGGCGGCCACUGCCGCCCCCUCAGCCGGUUUAAAGCAGCGGCCUCGGCGGAGUGUGUCCGGCACCUUGGAGCUGUGCUCCCUCUCGGCAAUGAACGCUGUGUCUUAUUCCCGGGGACCGGCACUAACUGGCCUGGCCGGGCCGGGCCUGUGCUGACAGGAUGGAGCUGAGCCAAGCCGCUUGGCAUCAGCAUGAAUAACUUGGAAUGAAAUGCAUGAGUUGUUAAAACAAAUACUGAGUCGAUUACAAUUACUUGAGGAAGGCCACUUCAGUCUACCAAAGACAAGAUACCUAAAAGCAUCAUUCAAUGCCCAACUCUGUGGAACAUCAGCCACCAAAGCCCACUGGAAAAAUAAAAAGUAUCAAUGUAAUUGAUGAGCUUGCUGCUGGUGAUUCACCAGGAACGUCUAAUUCAAAUCUUUUCUCCUGUUAUGGUACUCCCUCUUUCAGCCGAAAUUCCAGUGCAACAGGACAUGGCCCGUGGAUGUUUCCCGUGGUUAGGGCGCGGGAAGUGUUUUACAAUGUCUGCUCGGAUUAUGGCUUGCUGAGUAAGGCAAGCAUUAUUGCCAAUACACCAUGUACUUCGGGUGAUCCUACUCCAGUAAGAGAUGGAACUUCUUCAACUGAUUGUCCAGCACAUCAUUCCAGUUAUGUUGACAUUGACGUUGAUGCUCCGGAUGUAACCCAUAGAGGUAGCUUAAAGAAACAAGCUGCAAAAAAGAUGAAACCAUUGGAAAACCAUAACAAAAAAUACAAUGAUUCCUCUCUGUAUACAGUUCUGGAAGAAAUGAAACAACGCAAAGUUUUAGAUCUUAGGAGAUGGUAUUGCAUCAGUCGUCCACAGUAUAAGACUUCAUGUGGAAUUUCCUCUUUAGUUUCAUGCUGGAAUUAUUUAUUUAGUACAUGUGGAACAGGAAGUCUUCCACCAAUUACCCAGGAGGAAGCAUUGCAUAUCUUGGGUUUCCAGCAACCUUUUGAAGAUAUCAGAUUCGGGCCCUUUACAGGAAAUGCAACACUAAUGAGAUGGUUCAGACAGCUGAAUGAGCAUUUUCACAUGAGAGGCUGUUCGUAUGUUCUAUACAAACCACAUGGGAAAAAUAGAACAGCUGGAGAAACUGCUGAAGGGGCUUUAAUGAAGUUAACGCAAGGACUGAAGGAUGAGUCAAUGGCUUUCAUCUAUCAUUGCCAAAAUCAUUACUUCUGUCCUAUUGGAUUUGAGGCUACACCUUUAAAGGCAUCCAAAGCAUUUCGAGGGAAGCUGCCCCUUGAUGAAAUGGAGUUUUGGAUUUUAAUAGGUGAACCAAGUAAGAAACAUCCAGCCAUUCACUGCAAAAAAUGGGCAGACAUAGUCCUAGAUCUCAACACUCAGAAUCCUGAGUACCUUGAUAUUCGGAAUCCUGAAAAAGGUAUACAAUAUAGAAAAACGAAAAAGGUUGGUGGAAACUUGCAUUGCAUAAUAGCGUUCCAAAAACUGAACUGGCAAAAAUUAAGCACGUGGAUGAUGAGCAUUGGAAAUUUCAGGUGCGAAACACGUUCAAAAGUAUCAGACUGCAAGUCCAGUAAAUCUGCCCUUUGUUUGGAAAGAGUUUUAAACGAUCAUGAACCAUCAGUGAAUGACAGUGGUGUAUUUCAGCAAGCAUCUGAAUGGAAGCAGGUCACAGGUCCAUACGAUUACAGAGAUGGUGGAUCUCCUGAAAGUGACACUGAAGAAGAAAAUGAACUUUGUAAAGGAAAAGAGACGCUGACGGAGCCGCCGAGUUUUUCCAGAACGUUCCAUCGCCGUCGCGGUCACCUGCAGUUUGAAGCCGACCGCCUCCAGCUCGGUCGCCAAACCGCCAUCAAUAACGGUCACCUCCGGCCUGCCGUCCAUCCCCCCUCACCCGACACCGUCACCGACACCGACACCGCCCGACAUAAACACCCGACAAUAACAACCUCCCAACUCCGUUUGACAGGGGGUGCCCCGCUGAAUGUCUUCCGCCGGCUCCUUCCGGAUUGCGGCCUCCCGGUUAUGGUUGGGCCCCGCUCCCGGCAAAGUGCGCUUCCUGUGGCCAGCUGUGCUGAACAUCCCCCAAAGAGUUCGCGUCCUGACGGUAAUAUUACUUUGGCUGGAGGGGUUCGGGACUUACACAGGGAGAGGAUCAGACCCUGUGCGAGAAUUCGUGUGAAUUUAAUCAGCAUUAUGGGGGUUAAGGGACUGUGGAAACUGCUGGAGUGUACAGGACAACCCAUCAAUCCAGAAACUCUUGAAGGAAAAAUACUCGCUGUUGAUAUCAGUAUUUGGUUAAAUCAAGCAGUGAAGGGAGCAAGGGAUCGCCAUGGUAAUUCUGUACCAAAUGCUCACCUUCUGAUUUUGCUGCAUCGACUAUGUAAGCUUUUGUUUUAUCGAAUUCGACCAGUAAUUGUUUUUGAUGGAAAGACACCUCUGCUCAAGAAACAAACUUUGACUAACAGGUGGCAGAGAAAGGAGCUGGCUGUUAAAGAUACAAAGAAAACUACAGAUAAGCUGUUGAGAACCAUACUGAAGCAACAUGCCUUAAAAAAUGUUCUUGGUAAAAGCGAUGGGGUAAUUCCCAGCCUUUCUCAGGUGAGAAGAGGAGAAACCGAUGACAUUUUUAUUCUGCCUUCCUUAGAAAAGAAAGACGAAAACAGUUCAGAUGAAGAGGCAGAAAAAGAAUGGGAAGAACGCAUGAGCAAUGAAAAUCUGUUUCAGAAUGCAUUUCUUGAGAAUCCUCAUUCUAUUGACAUUGAAUCGAAAGACUUUGCUAAUUUACCUCCAGAGGUAAGACAUGAAAUCCUGACGGAUCUCAAAGAGUUCACUAAGCGUCGAAGGAGUCUGUUGCAGAUCAUGCCUGAGGAGUCAACAGAUUUUUCCCAGUAUCAGCUGACUGGCCUCCUUAAACGCAACAGAAUUAACCAGCACAUUGAAGGUGCUCAGAAAGAAAUGAGCAAAGAGUACUGCGGGCAAAUUCAAAUGGAGUGUAAUAAUGAGGGCGGCUUCACAAAGGACAUGGAAACUAGGCGGCUUGUAUCAGAAGAUGCUUCACACUAUAUUCUGAUAAAAGGAAUCCAGUCAACAAACAGUAAGGACACAGAGAUGAAUCUGCAAAAUACUACAUUAGAUAGAAAUUCAGCAGCUGCAGACAUAAUGUCAAACACUGGUUUGGAGCCCUGUAACGAUUUAGGUUCACCUUCUCCUCUCACAGCAAGAGCAUCCACAACUCCGAGUGGCAUUGCUGCUCUUCCCCCUUCCCCGCGGACUGUGCUUGCCAUUCAGGCUGCCAUGUUGGAGAGUAGUUCCGAUGAAGAAAUUGACCUUGGACAAGUUAACAGUUCAUCUCCUUCUGCAUGUGGCAGCAGUUUGUAUUCAACAAAUAUUGCUGUCACAAAUUUAAAUUCAUCAGCAAAAAAUCAUCAUGCAAACCAGCAAGAUUUACAAGGAAAUGAGAUGGCAGACAAUAUGAAAAAGGAUAGCGAAACUGAAUAUGAUGGUACUAAAAAUCAAAGGGUUCGGACCCACAGUGCAAAUGAUGAACACGUGGAUGAGGAAAUAAAUGUUGAUGAAAAUGAGUUACUGGAAAAAUCAGACAAUGCACAGACUAUCCAGAAGAAACCAAUAAGACCAGGAAUUGUUCAAAGUUGUGAAGUGCAGGAGAUAUUUCCUGUGGAAGAUCCAAGUUCGACCAUUGGGUCAGUCAGUGCAGCAGAACGGAAUGUCAAUGUUGCUGCAGUAGGUACAGCUGAAGGAAUUAAUGAGAAACAGAAAAGUAAUGAGUUAGACUUUCAAUUUCCUGAUAUUUUGAAGGAACGUGAAGAUCAUGUUGAAAUACAUUCCUUAGAAAAUGAUGGAGGAAUAAUCCUUAACAGCAAGCAACACAUUGAUCCACUUGGCGGAGCUGACUUACAAGAUAGCGAAACAGACAAUCGAGAAAUUCUAAAGAGGGAUCUUCCUUCAUCUUCAGAGGUUACUACCAGCAUUCAGCAUGUUGGCAGUGUAAACCUGACCUCCUACACACAAUUAAAAGGAGACUUGGAUCUCAAGAGUUUCAUUUCUUUAGCAAAAGAGAAUCAAGGGUCAGGAGAAGAAACUGACCAUCAGGAAAUGUUCACUAAGAGUGAAGGUGGCAGUGAUUCCGAGGGUAGCUUCAUUGAAGUUGUUAUUGACAUCAACAAAGUGGACUUUCAGAGUGAACUAUUUCCCCCUGAUAUCUUCACACCCUUGAUGCCUGCAAAUGAAUCUACAUCAACAUUUAAGGGCAAUGAAAUGCUGCGACUUUUUGGUAUUCCUUAUAUUGUUGCUCCAAUGGAGGCUGAAGCACAAUGUGCUUACCUAGAUCUGACUGACCAAACUGGUGGAACUAUCACUGAUGAUAGUGAUAUAUGGCUGUUCGGAGCACGUCAUGUGUACAAGCAUUUCUUCAGUCAAGACAAGGAUGUGGAGUAUUACCAGUACAUCCACAUUCAUAAUCAAUUAGGUCUUGAUAGAACAAAGCUGAUAAAUCUUGCCUAUUUUCUGGGCAGUGACUACACUGAAGGGAUCCCUGGUGUGGGUUACGUAACAGCAAUGGAGCUCCUGAAUGAAUUCCUUGGACCAGGACUGGAACCUCUUUUUCAGAUUCGAGACUGGUGGACUGAAACCCAGAAAAAUAAAAAACUGCGAGAUAAUCCAAAUGAUACGAAAGUGAAGAGAAAACUGCGACACCUUGACAUUUCCCCAGGUUUUCCAAACCCAGCAGUGGCAGAAGAAUAUCUGAAACCAGUUGUAGAUGAAUCUAAGGUAUCACUGUCCUGGGGUAAGCCAGACCUUGAUGAGAUCAGAGAAUUUUGUGAGAACCGUUUUGGCUGGACCAGGAAGAAAACUGAUGAAGUUCUUUUACCUGUCAUGAAGCAAGUCAAUGCCCACCAGUCUCAGCUACGUAUUGAUUCCUUCUUCAGAAUGGAACAACAUGAGAAGCAAGCAAUAAAAAGCCAAAGGCUUCGCAGGGCUGUGACUUGUAUGUUGAGGAAAGAACAAAAAGCUUUAAUGGAGAGCCAAGGAAGCACUGGGAUGGUCGAAGCAGCCGGUGAUUCAGCAGUGGAAGGGAAGAGCCAGCAAGGAGCAUCAGGAGUCAAAGGCAGAUCCCAUAACUCUCAAGUACUGCGUGGAAAAAGGAAAUCUCCAGAGCAGCCUUCCGGAGGAGGUUUUAUUCAAUCCACAAGUUUAUCUAAAAUGUCUGAUGACUCUGAAAGAGAUGAAGUUAAGCCAAAACAUUCCAAAGUUAUGAAUUUGCAUAAGAAAACUCCAGAAAAGGGCAAGACAGCCAAAAUGGGCAGCAGCUCAAGUGAUGAGAGUGAUGAUCAUAUUAUGGUAACAGCUAGACCUGUGUUUGAAAAGAGAGGAAAGGGUAAAACUAAACAAAGAAAAAAGUUGAGAACUUAAGCAGGCGAUGCUUCCUGGUGCACUUUCUGCACCUGUAAAUUUUUUCGAGCCCAAAUUUCCAAUUGCUUCCCCUUUUUUGAAAAGACAAAUAUUUAAUGAUUUAUGUUUGUGCAAAGCUCUUGUAAUCUCUAUGAAUUUAGUGUUACACACAAGACACAGGCCAAAGCCUUGUUCCUAAGUUGCUUUAAAGUGCCUACGAGUUAGUUACAUUGACUCUAGUUUGGCCUUUGUAGAAAUUUCAAGAUGUUCUACGAUGCUAACAUUGUCUGACCUGCUGAUUAUGUACCACUGCCGAGAAACCUACCAUUAUGAACGAGUGGUACAUUUUCUAUGUCUUCACUAUCAAGUGCAAAAAAUGAAUUUCGUGUUUUGUAAAACUAGAUUGAAGAUAUUUUUAGGCUCUACAGAAGGCAAAAUCAUGUAAGCAACAGGGCCUAGCUUUGAAUAAGUAUGUUCAAAAUAUGUGUAUAUUUGUACUUUUUAAAUGUGUACCAUAAUACAAUAGCUUGUAGACAAAUUAACGCAUGGCCUUUUUAUAUGUAUCCUCACGAAAGACUGCAUUUAUUUUUGUGAUCUUCUACAUCU